AUUAAGAACCAGAGGAGUGAGUGAAUCCGUGUCCCUUCACCGGUCUCUAUCCCUCUCUCUCUCUCCCCCCACCCCCUCUCGCUGUGAAUGGUAGCCUCGUCCUCAGGUAUGCCUCUUAACCCUCAGUUCCGCUCCAGCCACCGUCAGCGGCAACAAUUACUACAACCGGAACCGGCUGCCUCACACUCUCUCAUCUUGCGGUGGAUUGAAAAAAACCCAGAGUGGCCAAAGGGAAAUUAAUGCUAAUAUACUAAUACAAGUGCGAACUACGAGGAUUGAUUGAUAUAUAUAUUUUUAAAAAGCCUCAGCCAUGGCGACAAUAGGAGAUUUCGACCCACUCAACUCCACCGUACCUGCGACGAAGAUUGAAGUAACUGUCUCUUGCAGAAACCUGUUAGACAUGGACACCUUCUCUAAGUCAGACCCAGUGGUGGUGUUGUACGUUCAAGGCCUGGGGACCAAGGAGUGGAGAGAGUUUGGACGGACGGAGGUGAUUGAUAACACACUGAACCCCGACUUCGUGAGGAAGUUUGUUCUUGAUUUCUUCUUUGAAGAGAAACAGAAUCUUCGCUUUGAUGUGUACAAUGUGGAUACCAGGAGCUCCAACCUCUCUAAACAUAAAGACUUCCUGGGUCAGAUGUUCUGCACGUUGGGGGAGAUCAUCGGCUCUUCAGGCAGCAGGCUGGAGAGGACGCUCUCUGGGAUUCCUGGGAAGAAGUGUGGAACCAUCAUUUUCACAGCUGAGGAGCUCAGUAACUGCCGGGACAUAGCCACUAUGCAGUUAUGUGCCAACAAGCUGGACAAAAAGGAUUUCUUUGGAAAGUCGGACCCUUUCCUUGUGUUUUACCGGAGCAAUGAGGAUGGGACGUUCACCAUCUGCCACAAGACUGAGGUGAUCAAGAACAAUCUGAACCCUGUUUGGCAGCCGUUUACCAUUCCUGUUCGAGCACUUUGUAAUGGAGACUAUGACAGGACGGUGAAGGUGGACGUUUACGACUGGGACCGAGACGGGAGUCAUGACUUUAUCGGCGAGUUCACCACAAGCUACAGAGAACUAUCCAGAGGACAAAGCCAGUUCAAUGUCUAUGAGGUUUUGAAUCCCAAAAAGAAAGGCAAGAAGAAGAAAUACGUCAAUUCAGGGACGGUGACCUUGCUGUCUUUCAAAGUGGAGUCAGAAUACACAUUUGUUGACUUCAUCAGAGGAGGGACACAACUCAAUUUCACAGUGGCCAUAGACUUCACAGCAUCCAACGGUAAUCCGUCCCAGCCCACCUCUCUACACUACAUGAGUCCUUACCAGAUGAACGCUUAUGCCAUGGCUCUAAAAGCUGUGGGGGAGAUCAUCCAGGACUACGACAGUGACAAACUCUUUCCUGCUUAUGGCUUUGGAGCUAAACUUCCCCCUGAUGGCAAGAUCUCCCACGCCUUUCCACUGAACUCAAAUACAGAAAACCCAAACUGUGUGGGGAUCGAUGGUGUGCUAGAGGCAUACUUCCAGAGCCUGCGGACAGUUCAGCUCUAUGGCCCAACCAACUUUUCUCCUGUCAUCAACCAGGUGGCUCGAUGUGCCGGAGAAGUGACUGACGGCUCCCAGUACUUUGUGCUGCUGAUGAUUACUGACGGCGUCAUCUCAGACAUGGCCCAGACAAAAGAGGCUGUGGUUAAUGCAGCCUCCCUCCCCAUGUCUGUCAUCAUAGUAGGAGUGGGCCCUGCUGAGUUUGAUGCUAUGGAGGAGCUGGAUGGGGAUGAGGUCAGAGUGUCGUCCAAAGGACGCUUAGCUGAGAGAGACAUCGUCCAGUUCGUUCCUUUCCGGGACUACAUUGACCGCUCAGGCAAUCAGGUCUUGAGCAUGGCCCGCCUGGCCAAGGACGUCCUGGCAGAGAUCCCUGACCAGCUGCUGUCCUUCAUGAAGAGUCGGGGGAUUGAACCCCGGCCCCCGCUGCCCGUCACCUCUGAAUCCCCCUCAAUGUCCACUACCACCAUGACCACCACCAAGGAACACAACAUGCAUGCCUGAAAAUGAGGGCAUUGCAUGUUGUCUGCAAUUUGAGCAAACGGUGUGUGUGUGUGUGUGUGUGUGUGUGUGUGUGCGUGACAGGAACCGGGUCAGGCUUGUUUUCACAGUAAACUUAAAGAGACAAGAAGAGAAAACAUUCCAUUAAAUGUGUAUGUGGCAAGAAUUCCUUUGACAAGAUCUGGAUCAGAAGAGUAGAAAAUACACUUUUGAUCUUUUUAAUGUUUCUUGUUCUGACUUCCUUCAGCUCUUGUCACUGCAGAUGCAACACACAACUCCGCAGUGAAACAACUCCAUUCAAAUCAUAGGCUUCAAAUAUAGUAUGGCUGUUUCUCCUCAGUCAACAAUUACUGCAAACUUUUUCUUUUUUUUCUUGAGGACCCAACGGCUCUUGCCGAACCAGAUCUGAUUCCACCCCAAUUUAGUUCUGGCUUUGUCUGCUCUGAUAUAGUAAUAAAUCAUGAAGUAGCUGACAAUUUGAUUCCUAUCUAUUGUAAAGAAAGACAGCACGGAGAAAGAUGUUCCUUUCUCUAUUUAAUGAUUCUCAGGACAUUCCAAAGGCUUGACCAUAGCCCAGGAACCAGAAAAUAGUCAAAAAGGAAAUUAAUCCUGUCCUGGUUGUCGCAACUAAGCACCAGGGGACACUGGUUCUUUUAAUUGCUUUGUGAAAGUGUAUGCUGGAUAUUAUUCUAUGCUGAAUAUGACAUUCAUUUCUUUUUCUUUGAAGGGGUAAUGAAUGCUCUACAUUUCAAAGUCAAAUUUCAGAGAUGGAACAUCGGCAAGUCUAAAUUAAUCCCACUUGGACAUGAAGAGAGGCUUUGGCAAGCAGCUCCUCAAAGCAGGAACUAUAUUAGGCUCUGUAGCUGGCUCGAGAUGGAGAACAGACUGAAACAUCAUCCACUCCAGAGCCUCCACUUCCUCCAGCUUGUGGACCAUUUAACAGUAUCAGGCUGUGCAAUUUAUUUCAGCCCUGGUUGUAAAGCUCGACAUCAAUAUAUCAGUUGGCUCUGCUGUGCACCCUCUUCCUAAAUUGUAACUCUCUCAGUUUAGGUCAAUUUUUCGUGACUGGACACCUCUGUCUCAGGCUGCCUGGAGCUGAUCAAUGUGCAUCACACACAGUCCAGAAUUUUUCAUAUGUAGCAGAGAAUGUGUGGAAGUGUCAGGGUCACCUUUUUUUUUUCCUUAUUUAAUUUUAUUCGAAGAGGAAGAAAAUUUGUGUAGUGGAGACUGGGGUUUGGUAUUCACUGAGUUGUCAGUUUAUCAUGUAAAACGAAUGCAGUCUAAUGCAACAGUCCUACAUUAAAUGCCCCAUUGUGGCUAUAAUGUUCUGGUUUUUUUGGAAAAUUAGUUGAAGAGGCGUUGAAAAAACUCUUUUUAUAAUUUUGGGGUAAGUGUUUAUACAGAAAGGUGUUUCUGCUAUGUAGCCAACCAUCAUUGAUUUGAAUGGCAUGGAUCAAAUAAUAGAAAACACCAUGCCAUGAUGCACGACAGUCCAUUAUUGUAACCCUAAUUCAUUGUUAUAUUGGACUACUUCAGUGUACCUAGCUAGGUGUUCCUAAUAAAGUAAACACUGAGUAUGUAUAGUGCUGUGUCAGAGACAUUGUUUUCAGGGCUGUGUUGACUGCACAUUUCCCUCAUCAUUUCUAAAGGGUUUUUUUUAAUUACCCUUUUCACUACUGUGUAUGUGUGUGUGUGUGUGUGUUUGUGUGUGUGUGUGUGGGAGGGUAUCCCGAGAUGAUUUAUUUCGGAGCUGACUGGGGGGGUGGGGGUUGACACAUGCACACAGUACGCUCCUACAGAGGAAGGCCGGUGAUAGGUUGAGAUCUGCCUGCCUUGGUUGUGCCAAUGCACAAUGCGAAAGUGGUAUCUAUCUACUGAGUUUAUGCUGAAUCCUGCCGUGUAUGGUGUACAGUGUGUAUGUGUAUUUAAAAGAGAGAGGGAAAGAGUGACAGCCGGGUAAAGAGCGCUGCACACAUCUCUAUAAUUAAGCAAAACGCAAAGUUAGAGAUCUUUUAUGUUGUGUAAAAAAAAACCAUAUAUAGUAGCCUAUAUCCAAGCAGCAGGGUAUGCAGCGCCCCUCUGUUUUUCAUUUCAUUUGUUAUGCCUUUGUUGUGUGCAUGAACCAUUCAGGCAAAACUGAAAGAAAACCCAGAUAUUAUUUACUUUUAGAUGUUCAGCUCUCCUUUAUCACAUGUACACUGAUCUGAAAACAGAUACCAUGCUUGUUAAAUCUGUCUCUGACCUUUGGAACUUGGAUGAAUGGUUCAACCUGACAGCAACACAGACAAAUAUAAAGUUGGAGAGAUUUCUUUAAAGACUACAGUAACAAAUGGAUUUAUCUUUCUUGAACACGUGUCAUGUUGUAUCAGAAAAGAAACGGAUAUGUGGCCUUAUUUCUGUCAUAAUUCUACAAGUAUGCGAGAGGCAGGACUCUAUUUUUAUAUGACUACACAGGACAUCCAUUAUUUUGCAUGCUUAUUGGGCUAAUAUGCUGCCAAUGAUUGUACUUGUUUAGGAAAAAUAUCUGUAUCUUUACUCAUAUCUGAAAAUGACUUCAAACUGUAUUCUCACCUGUUGACUUUUGUACUGUGCAGCAGCAUUCUUUCUAUUUCUACUGUUAUUGUGUACAAUAUACUUGAAGGAACUGCCAACUUAAUAAUAAGCCAAAACCUAUAGAAGACACGUGAAUAGUAGGGUAGAUUUGUAUCAUACAGUGACAAAAACACAUAUGCAUGUGUGUGUUUUACGAACAAGAGGUACACCAACCCAAAGUCACAUACAUGUAACUUAUUGGAUAUUUUUGUAUGAAGCAUGUGCAACUUUCUAUACGGUGUGUACAGUGUUAGUUAAUGACACUGACUAACAUUAUACUGCUCACUACUGCUCCCCAGUCCAAGGUGUUCCGUGCAGCGGACAUGUAGGUCAGAUGAAAAUAUGUCUAACGUGAUGUACAGAAUAUCUUGUGAAUGGUCUUCCUUCUAUUUCAUUAUUCUCUGAUACUCUAAAUGUAUACCUGUUAUUUUUGUAUCCAUUUGUGUUGGACACAGUAAUUUUUUUUAGCUUUGUCACUGUUUUCUAUCUUUUG
This is a messenger RNA of Scophthalmus maximus (turbot), 5099 nucleotides long. Its product is annotated as copine-9-like. The transcript has 21 exons. The record is from RefSeq and is a predicted model, not a curated record. NCBI's taxonomy places the organism in Eukaryota, Metazoa, Chordata, Actinopteri, Pleuronectiformes, Scophthalmidae. Gene Ontology annotation, cellular component: plasma membrane. Gene Ontology annotation, biological process: cellular response to calcium ion. Gene Ontology annotation, molecular function: calcium-dependent phospholipid binding. The coding region runs from base 311 to 2017 and encodes 568 amino acids.